This is a messenger RNA of Synchiropus splendidus (mandarinfish), 4209 nucleotides long. RefSeq lists its product as uncharacterized. The transcript is spliced from 9 exons. Gene Ontology annotation, molecular function: transporter activity. The record is from RefSeq and is a predicted model, not a curated record. The coding region runs from base 4 to 3225 and encodes 1073 amino acids. Lineage: Eukaryota; Metazoa; Chordata; Actinopteri; Syngnathiformes; Callionymidae. Gene Ontology annotation, biological process: transport.
ACCAUGGAGGAAGCUCUCAACUACACCAUCGACCCAGCUUGUUUACAGGAGCCCCCGCUGUCCAUUGACGUGAUAAGACAGCUGGAUGUUUUUGGCGUCUGUCUGUACACGAUGCUGACCGCCAUGUCCUGCGUGUCUCUGCUGCUGUACCUGGAGCAGUGUGCUUACAUCUACAAAAAGAUGUCCUACCCCAAGAAGACCAUCCUCAUCUGGAUUAACGGAGCAGCACCGGUCAUUGCCACCAUGUCCUGUAUUGGGAUGUGGAUCCCGAAAGCAGUAAUGUUCACAGACAUGACCUCAAACUGCUAUUUUGCAGUUGUGGUGUACAAAGUCUUGUCUCUGCUGAUCGAGGAACUGGGCGGCAAAACCAUGUUUCUCCAGAGGUUUUCAGGCAAACCCUUUAAAAUCUCAACAGGACCUUGUUGCUGCUGCUGCCUCUGUUUACCCUGGGUGCCCAUGUCACGGCGGCUUCUGUUCUGGCUGAAGGUGGGCGCUCUUCAGUACGCCAUCCUGAAGACGGUGCUCUCCGUCCUCGCCAUCGCGUUGUGGACCAACGGCAUCUUUGAUCUCAGUGAUCUGGAGAUCACAGGCGCGGCCAUCUGGCUCAAUCCAUUCAUCGGAGUCCUCACCAUCAUCUCCCUCUGGCCUGUCGCCAUCAUGUUCAUGAACACCAAGGUGUACCUGCGCAGUGUGAAGAUUGUGCCCAAGUACGCCAUGUACCAACUGGUGCUGGUGUUGAGUCAGCUGCAGACGUCCAUCAUCAACAUCCUGGCGCUGGAUGGGACCAUCGCCUGCUCCCCUCCUUUCUCAUCCCAGGCUCGAGCGUCAAUGCUGAGUCAGCAGAUGAUGAUCAUGGAGAUGUUCAUCGUCACGCUGGUCACCCGCUUUUACUACCGCCGCACGUAUGAGCCAAUGCCGGAUCCUGAGAUGGAGAAGGAGAAGGAGGUGAGUCAGGCAGAGGAGGAGCAGCCAGAAGAGGAACAGCCUCCUGAAGAUGGCGUACUGUCUGCGGCCAGACACUCCAUUUCUUCCGCCUGCUCUGCGAAGUCCCUCGGCUUCCUCUCCAUGCUGAGGGGCGGACGGAGAGGAAGGGGCGACCGCAGAAGCCAGACAGUUUCCCAGCCUGCUCCUCGCCAGCGCCGCGGCCUGAAGGGUCUCUUUGGCAGCGUGAAGUUUCAUUCAAAGGACAAGGAGGGGAAGGAGGACACUCCCCCGAGCCCACUCCUCAUGUCAUCCCGUGCCAACAGUGUAGAAAUAAUCAAAGAGGACCUUACCCUCACCCCCAAAUCUCAGCCCCGGUCUCCAAACAACACAGACAGCGGUGAGACCAGAGCAUCGCAGGACGCCUCACCCACGUCCCAAACAGAGACAGUGAUUCCCAAGAAGACAGCGGAGACUGUGAGUAAACCCAGUGAGCAUGUGCGACCGCUCUCGCCUUCAGAAGCUCCCCUGGUUCCGGGAGAGACCAGCCUCAGCUCCUUGCUGGAAGACAUCUCCUCGCUCCUGACCUUUGACACCAUCUCAGGGGGCGGAGACAUCGUGGCUGAUGUGGAGGCUGAGUGGGGCAAAGCGAUGAAGUCCAUCACGACUGAAGCUCCGUCAUCGCCCACAUCCAGUGCACCCAAGCCCACCGUCGCCUCCACGCAGACCUCAGCGUCGGCCUCCACCCUCUCCGUCCAAACUCCGGUGACGAGGACCGUGUCAUCACCAGCCAAGCCGAGCACAAUCAUCACCACUUUAACCAAAACGUCCUCACUGACGACGCACUCCAGCUCGUACUCCUCUCCAGCCACGGAAAAUUUCACAACAAUAAAAUCCAUGCUGGCGACGACAACUUCCACAACUUCCCCUGUGAUGGUGAAAACCUCCACAGCUCCAAAAACAUCCUCCCCACUGUUAACAAUCAAAUCUGCACCCAGCAAUAGCUCUGCUACCACAGCAGCGCCCCCUACUGCCCAAGCCACGGCUCUCAAGACUCCCCCAGUUAGUCAGACUCUUACCUCGACAGCUAGCAAGCUCAAUUCGGAUACAUCAGUGCCUCCACCAAAGACCUCUUCAGUCAGCGAAUCUAGUCCGGUAACUCCUGUGGUUUCUCUCACCACAUCCUCAACUGUUAGCUUAGCCACAUCAACGCCAUCAUUUAGCAAACGUCAAGCUUCACUGAUGGGAGAGUCUCACUCUGUAGCAGCCUCAAGCAACGUCUCCACCCAACCCACUUCUUCGACUCCACCUUUAGCCUCUACAACUUUGAAAUCCAGCCCAGUGGACUUGUUUAGAACGGUUCCAAAUCUUAGCCCGACUUUGACCCAGGCUGAUACUUUCUCAAGCUCAAAACCUGCACCUUCUUUCGGUAACGUUUCAACACCCGCUCCUCCUCCUUCCAGUACGCCUGUGGUAGCACCUGCAGUAAAAGAAGCUCCAAAGCCAACCCCAAGCUUACCACCCCAAUCGAAACCACCCCCCCAAACUCCUGUUUCUGUACCGGAAACGCCCCGUCAGAACCAAGUGACUGAAGCUAAAGCUGCAUUUGUUGAUGGUUCCUUAGACCCCGCUAUUAGCAUCCCCAAUAAAGUCGCUCCCACCACGGUACAAAUCCCAAUUUCAGCACCUAGAGAUACUCCACAGCUCCCAGUGUCGCAACCUAAAGCUCUGCCUGAGCCAUGUCAAGCCUCAGUAGCGGUUAAUAAGGCGGGACAGGUGCAACCCUCGGUGAGCAGACCGCUAGCUAGUCCUCACAGCCCAGAUGCCCUGGGGUCCCAGACGCUGCCCUCUAAAACUCUGGACGUACAGGAAGCCCAGGCGAGCAGUCUCUCCAAAGAAAAGAAGACGCCACAAGGAAAGACUUCCGGCAUGAGCAAAAUCCCGGUAGUUGGGGGAGGACGAGCGGGAAAACCCCCGGUCAGAAACAGCCAAUCAUUUGAGGACGAGGCCAAUCGUGACCCGCCGACCCCAGUUCACGAAGAGGACAGGCCACAUUUCAACUCACAUGACACCACGGUCAAACACAGAAUUAGCGACGGCGAAGUGGCAAACUCGAAACAAGCCCCGGAGGAAAGUCGACAAGCAGCGAGGGCGGCCGCAACUUCCCCGCGUGACUCCAAGAUCCCGCUGAAACACGGCGCCUCGCAAAUCCCCACAGCAGCUCGCACCAAGAUACCUGUGUCCCGGGUCCCGGUCCGGAGGCCCGCCAAUAAACCUGCCGGUAGCACCCAGAUAAGAAAAUAGACUCUCUUCACCGCACUUUUCUUCCAGAACAUCCUUGAAAAUCUCUGCAUUUGGAUCCACUAAACAAGACGGCACACCUCCACACUUUGGUGCUGAGCUACAUGGACGCGCACUCAGGAAAGGUUGGGGUCCCACCUGAACACACAGAUGCAAACACAAGGUCACACACACACACACACAGACGGGGGCGAGUGCCUUUUUCAGGGUGCUCUUCCAACAAACACGGGCCGCUCUUUUCUAUUCACUUUUGUUAAUGCCUGCCUUUGUAGACUUCCGCUUCCUUUCCAGCAACUUUGAAUACUACUUUUUAUUUUUGUCUACAGAACACUAUAGCAGCAACAACAGUUACAUUCCAUAUUUCUCUCUGGAUGAACGUAGCAGAUUAAAUGUGCCAUUCAUAUUUGCACAAGUGUACAGAGCCUGCUUGUGAUAUAUCAUCAAUGUGAACUAUAUCUGUGGUGUCAGCAGAGGAAAUGGAGCAGCAGCGGUUCAGUUUAUACUCAGAGCGGAGGGUAAUAUCUGUGUAUAGUCCCAUCAGUGUUGUUAUGUUUGCUAUUUAAUCAAUAAAACUAUAUGGAAUUAGCAGAGGUCUGUCCCAAUGGUAUUUUUGAAAGCGUGUAGCAGCAGAUGUAGCGUAGCUGGCUACAGUCGCCCUCACAAGCUCACUGACCUGGAUACAGAUUGCAUGAAUGUCAAGUGAAACGGCCAAUAAGCUGUGACUUCAUCACGCGGCAGAAGUGUGUCAGCGCUAUUUUCAGCAUCGCAUUUGUUUAAAUUAAAGCGUCUGGAAGUGGCCGGGCUAAAAGCUGAAAGUUGGAAGAUUUGUGUGUGUGUGUGUGUGUGGCGCUGAUCAAAGUCAUGCGCUGUUAUUAUUAGAUAUCUGGCCGCUGUUAAGUCACAGAGAGCACAGAAGCGGCACAAAAAGAGGUUUGUCUGCGUCAGACAGCCAGAAGCUGCAGGUUCAAAAAAAGAGAGAGAGGCUCC